Messenger RNA from Necator americanus (New World hookworm), 357 nucleotides. RefSeq lists its product as uncharacterized. The transcript has 2 exons. NCBI's taxonomy places the organism in Eukaryota, Metazoa, Nematoda, Chromadorea, Rhabditida, Ancylostomatidae. The record is from RefSeq and is a predicted model, not a curated record. The coding region runs from base 1 to 357 and encodes 118 amino acids.
AUGGAGUCGCCUCCAGCAAAUAAGCUCCAUUUAUCCACUCAGGGAGGACAAACGUUCUUCCCCAAACCCGUGGGACUAGAGGCUUGCAACCUGCCCAUGGCUCCAACAUCAAGCUACAAGGAAGAAGAGAUCGAAGCUUUCUAUAUGAACCUGGACAGGACUAUCGUUGACUGGAAACUUUUCGCUACGUCAGCCGGGUUUUGGAAAGAUUCUGCAGACGACAGCAUCGACGAGGAAUACAAUCGGCUCGUUGAACAUCUUCGCGACUGCACGAAGAGUGCUGAAAGUUUUCAAACCACCAAGAGACGGCUGUCUCUCGAAACUUUUGAGCUGAUACGACAGCGUGGAGCAGCAUGA